Dermatophagoides farinae (American house dust mite) is the source of this 871-nucleotide messenger RNA. The record is from RefSeq and is a predicted model, not a curated record. Lineage: Eukaryota; Metazoa; Arthropoda; Arachnida; Sarcoptiformes; Pyroglyphidae.
UUACUAUUCUAAAAUCGAACAACAACAACAAAAAAAAAUUAGUCAACAUCAACCAACAUAAAUACGACAGAAAUAUUUUACAAUUAUCAACAUUUAUUGAAAAACAUAAUUGUCAACAAAUCGGUGAUCGACCUACAAGUGUAUAAUUUGUUGAUUAUUUUCAUCGAAAUGUGAUGUGAUUUCUGAUGAUUAAAAAUCUCACUUGUUGAUUUAUUUACAUAGCCACUACAAUAUAUCAUUACGCUCCUGAUAAAAGAACAGUUACAUUUCGAUUCGGUGUUGUCUGUCAAUCAAUCAAUUUUUCUGUUUUCAUCAUGAUCAUGAAUCGUUUCGAAAGAAUAAUGAGCGAAUUGUGGAUUCAAUGUUUUACUUGUGGUAUAGUUGCCAAUAAUCGACCACAAACAACGCGACGACGAAUUGAUCGUUCGAUGAUUGGAAAUCCCACCAAUUUCCGGCAUACGGCUCAUGUUGGCGGCUCUGGUGACAUGUCCAAUCAUAUUCGAACAAUACAAAAUCAAAUGGCUUCCAAAGGUGGCUAUGAUUAUGCAAUGCCUGUCAAAGUAUCGAUACCAGUUGUUGAUGUCAAAAAUUGAUGACAUCAUAUAUACACAUGAUGUCUCAUCAAUCAUUAUCAGUGAUCGAUUAUAAUUUGUUAAUUAAGAAACUUUUAAUUCGUGACACAUCGAAAUCGAAUGUGUUCGAUUUCGUUUUUGCAAUAUAUUUUUUUUGUUGUUGCUGUUGAUCUCUUUACGGUUAUCAUCUUCUCAUCAUUUGACAAUGUGUGUAAAUUUAUUUUCUUUUGACCCAAACAACCAAAUGUUCCAAUUUAUGAUUUCGUGUGUGGGAAUAAUAAUUUAUAUUCAUUAAUUCA